This is a messenger RNA of Recurvomyces mirabilis, 534 nucleotides long. RefSeq lists its product as uncharacterized. Gene Ontology annotation, molecular function: thiosulfate-cyanide sulfurtransferase activity. The transcript is spliced from 2 exons. The coding region runs from base 1 to 534 and encodes 177 amino acids. Gene Ontology annotation, cellular component: mitochondrion. NCBI's taxonomy places the organism in Eukaryota, Fungi, Ascomycota, Dothideomycetes, Mycosphaerellales, Teratosphaeriaceae. The record is from RefSeq and is a predicted model, not a curated record.
AUGGCAGUCUCACGAUCCCUCGCUGCUUCAGCACUCAUUCGAUCAGCAUGUCAGAUCUGCCUUGGAAAGACAGCACCACGCCCGGCAUCCCAGCGCCUGGCCUGCACACAGCAACGUGGAAAUCGAGCUCUCAGACCAGCCUUCACACCAGUACGAUGGCACUCAGCACCUCCCCAAGCCACGACCUACGACUUCGGCCAAAUGAAAGAGUUCAGCAAGACGCCGUCCGAUAAAAGAAUACUCAUAGACGUCCGCGAACCCUCAGAAUACGCCGCAGGCUACAUACCCGGCGCCCAAAACCUCCCCAUAAAAUCCCAACCAGACGCCAUCUUCCUCCCAGCAGACGAGUUUGAGGAUAAGUUCGGGUUCAGCAAGCCGCAAGCAGAUCAGGAAGUAGUAUUCUACUGCAAGUCUGGUGUAAGAAGUAGUGCGGCUGCCAACUUGGCGAGACAGGUAGGAUACAGCAAUGUUGCGGAGUAUCGAGGGUCGUGGUUGGAUUGGGAGAAGAAUGGGGGUGAGGCGAGUAAGCCUUGA